AUGUUGAGACGAAGCGCGGUGACGUUCGCCGAAAGAGCGCUCGCCAGCAGCAGCAGAACGAGAACGUCGAAACUGGCAACGACCGCGCAGAAGAGAGGGAUGGCUGGAGGCGAAGGCGGCGUGACGCACGAAGGGUUAACCAUUCACCCGGCCGCGCCGGUGCAUAAAAUUCUAGGAACCGCCAUGGGUGGGUUGAUGUGGUUUUGGGUCAUGUAUAGAUUUUACCACGACGGCGAGACGUUGAUUUACGGACACGAACCGCAUUUCUUACACGACGACCACCACGAUGACGAUGAGGACGGCCAUAAGAAGCACUGA
Bathycoccus prasinos is the source of this 318-nucleotide messenger RNA. RefSeq lists its product with no specific name. The record is from RefSeq and is a predicted model, not a curated record. Gene Ontology annotation, cellular component: mitochondrial inner membrane. Lineage: Eukaryota; Viridiplantae; Chlorophyta; Mamiellophyceae; Mamiellales; Bathycoccaceae. The coding region runs from base 1 to 318 and encodes 105 amino acids. The transcript is spliced from 2 exons.